This is a messenger RNA of Lontra canadensis (Northern American river otter), 3502 nucleotides long. RefSeq names its product erythroblast membrane associated protein (Scianna blood group) (gene ERMAP). Lineage: Eukaryota; Metazoa; Chordata; Mammalia; Carnivora; Mustelidae. Gene Ontology annotation, cellular component: external side of plasma membrane. The transcript has 13 exons. Gene Ontology annotation, biological process: T cell receptor signaling pathway; regulation of cytokine production. The record is from RefSeq and is a predicted model, not a curated record. Gene Ontology annotation, molecular function: signaling receptor binding. The coding region runs from base 15 to 1871 and encodes 618 amino acids.
UAAAUGACUUGUCCAUGGUUACACAGCUAGCUCACCUCCAUGGCCUUCCUGAUGUCCCUGUCCGGUGCCUCAUCUUCCUGAAUGGCCGGAGGGAGCAUUCCCAGCUUGGAGACUCCAGCUCUGCUGGUGAGGGACAGAGGGCCCUCGAUUCCAAAGGUGUUCCCACGGAGAUGGCAAGUUCCUCUGGCUCCUGGCUCUCCAGCUGCCUCGUGGCACUUAUGUUCCUCUGGCUGCCCCUGCCCUUGUCAGGGGACGCCGACGACUACCACCUGGCCCCACUAGGGGGCACAGCCGAACUGCCCUGCCCCAUCCCCCUGUGGCCGGUCACCGUGCCCACCGCGGUGACGUGGCUGCGGUCCCCAAGCCCGGACCGCUCCCAGGUCGUGCACGUGUUCCGCGACGGGAGAGACCGGGAGGAAGGCGUGAUGCCGGAAUACAAGGGGCGGACGGCGCUGCGGAGGGACCCGAGAGAGGGCAGCGUGUCCUUGGAGAUCCGCCAAGUCCGGCUGGAGGACCGAGGGCUGUACCAAUGCGAGGUCCAGAUCGGAAACCUGACUCGGGACGGCACCGUGACCCUGCAGGUGGCAGUUCUAGGCUCCGACCCUUACAUCCACGUGAAGGGCUACGACGCUGGAUGGAUCCAGCUGGUGUGCAGGUCCGCGGGAUGGUUUCCACAGCCCUUGGCCCAGUGGAAAGACCCUCAAGGCAGAGUGCUUCGACCCCUGUCGGAUGUCCAUGUCCUGGAAGCUGGGCUCUUCCGGAUCGCGGUGUCCAGCAGAGUCAGGGACAGCACGCUGGGGAACGUGUCCUGCACCGUCCACAAUUUGGCCCUUGGCCAAGAGAAGACCACAGCCAUGCUCAUAGCAGCCCCUUCUCCAGGGAGGGUCUCCUCCUCAACAGUGGCCCUUGCUGUCAUCCUGCCUGUCCUGGGGAUUCUCAUCAUCAUGGGCAUUUACCUCAUCUGGAAGCAAAGAAGAUCAAAAGAGAAGCUUCUCUAUGAACAGGUGAUGGAGGUAGAAAAUCUUCUCUCAGACCACGCAAAAGAAAAAGGAAGGCUCCAUAAAGCCCUCAAGAAACUUCGGAGUGAACUGAAAUUGAAAAGAGCUGCGGCGAACUCAGGCUGGAGGCGGGCGAGGCUGCACUUUGUGGCAGUGACCCUGGACCCAGACACAGCACAUCCCAAACUCAUCCUGUCUGAGGACCGGCGACGUGUGAAGCUUGGAGACAGAAGGCAGCCUGUGCCCGACGGCCCCCAGCGAUUUGAUUUUGUUGUCAGUGUCCUGGGCGCUGAGUACUUCACGGCAGGCUGUCACUACUGGGAGGUGGACGUGGGAGACAAGACUAAAUGGGCCCUGGGGGUGUGUAGUGAGUCUGUGAGCAGGAAGGGGAAGAUCACUGCCACGCCUGCCAACGGACACUGGCUUGUCCGCCAGAGUAGUGAGAAGGAGUACGAAGCUCUCACAUCCCCGCAGACCACGCUGCGCCUCAAGGAGCCCCCGAGGUGCGUGGGAAUUUUCCUGGACUAUGAGGCAGGCGUCAUUUCCUUCUACAAUGUGACCAGCAGAUCCCACAUCUUUACUUUCACCCACACCUUCUCUGGCCCCCUUCGCCCUUUCUUUGAGCCCUGCCUUCAUGACGGUGGGAAAAACACAGCACCUCUAAUCAUCUGCUCAGAACUCCAGAAAUCAGAGCCACCAACUGGCCGCAAGCCAGAAGAAAAAGGUCAUGCGAAUGGAGACGUGACCAUGAACGUGGACCCUUCCUUAUUCCCCCCUCAGGCACCAGAGAUUUUCCCACCCAGGGAUAUGAUCCUGCCCUGGCCCUCUGACCUUGCCCCAGCCCUUCAAGGUCUCAAGGUUCCUUCUUUUUAGGGCUGUUCCUCAUUACCUGCUCCCCUGAUGGUCCAGCGCCCUGCCCUGGAUUUCAGUCCGCUGGCCCAACAACUGAUUCUGAAACAUCCCAUCUCCUUUCCCCAGAUCUAGACCUUGUCAUUUCGAAUCACACCACCUUCCACCCAGCGCUCAGUUCUAAACUCUGUCAUCCUUCCGGGAUUUAAAGCUCCCAUUGCUCUGGAAGAAUUCUUGAAAACCAACCAUCAGAUUAGGUUUAGUGGAUGAUGGAAUGGUGAAAUGUGUGUCCCCAAGAUACAGGGGUCCUCUACUCGAGGAGCUAGUUAAAGGAACUUCACCCUGCCUCAUCCUGCACUUGACCUUUUAGUCAUGAGGUUAUGGUGCCCGGUCCCUGACUUCUCUCUUAUUCCCUCCAGGAUGGCUUUUUUCCUUCUCUCAGUGCAGGCCUCUAGCUCCUUUGGGUCACACGCUCUUCCUUCUUCUUCUGGAAUAUGGGAUGGGGAAGUUGGAAGAGUAAAACAUGCCCUCCCUUUCUGUUUCCUUGAUGCUUGUUUACAGUAUAGUUUCCUGCCAUCCAGAGCUAAUGUACACGUUUUCAAAGCUAACUUACCUAUUGAUGCUAACCAGGUACAGGGAUUUUAAGUGUGGUAGCCAUAAUCCCGAAAAGCCUCAAGAGCACGGACAGGGAGCUGGGAUGCAGAGCUUCAAACACAGCAGCCCAGCUGUGCGUGGCCUUGGAAAGACAGGCGUGGAUGAGUCUGUCAGCUACCCUGGUCCUUUCGAAUCUCCUCCCGGGAUUUAGAGAGGUCCAGCUAGAAAAGUGGCAGUUCUGACCACCAGUGUAGAGGCUAUUUUUCCCCAUAAGCCCAUUAUCUUAGAAGACUUGACUACCUGUGUAGCAAACAGCCUCUUAGGUGAGAGUACUGAUUUCAAAUAGGAAGUUGGUAGCUCCUGUGCGAGGUUAAAACAUUGAACCUCCUUUUUUAGUGUGGCUUGCAGAACAAAUCCUCCUCACUUUGAAGUCAUUCCCGUAUGUGAUCUGGCCUCUUUGUAGAGAUACUGGCUGAUACCAGUUCACAGAUGAGUACACAGUUCUACCCAAUGGAAACUGGAUCUUUCUGUCUGAAGUUCUCUCUGUUAGCGCUUGUCAUAGUCAGGGUCCUCCAGGGCAAUAUAUAUUUGUUAUAUUUAUAUGUAUAGAGAUUUGCUGUAAGGAAUUGGCUCACAUGAUUAUGGAGGCUGGCAUGUCCCAAGAUCUGCAGGAUUAGUCAGAAAGCUGGAGACAAAGGGGAGCUAAUGGCAUAGUUCGUUUGAUGGUUGACAGGCUUGACACCCAGGAAGAAUCAGUAUUUCCAUUUGAAUCUGAAGGUAGGGGGAAAAAAAAGUCAAUGUCCCAGGCUAAAGACCCUUAGGCAAGAAGAAUUCUCUCAUACUAGGGGUUGGGUUGCUUUCUGGUUGUAUUCAAGCCUUCAGUUGAUUGGAUGGGGCCCACCCACAUCCGGGAGAGAAAUCUGCUUUAUUCAUUCUACCAAUUUAAAUGUUAAUCUCAUUGGAAAACACCCUUCGCAGAAACAGUCAGAAUAAUGUUUGACCAAAUGUCUGGGCACCCUGUAACCUGGUCAAGUUGAUAUAUAUGUUUAAUUAUCACAAUG